AUGGAAACAAUAAGCAGCAUGGCACACACCGCAGCAAAAGCUGUAUGGGGCGAUGGCACAGAACAUGACGAGCCCGCCUCUGGUGUACAGGGCGAUGUGUCAAAGGGCGAACCAUAUGACGGCGGUAACAUCGACCCCCAGGACCAAGAGCGGAGAGAUUCCAAAUUCACUUCGGACGUGGAAACGCCACUAAAGGAGACUGAGACAUCCAAGAAACACACCGAAACUGUUGAAUCGAGUACCGGUGCUGCUGCGGAUGGCGCCACCGACGAGCCCAACAGCACUUCAACCGAAGGAGACGACAAGCCUAGCUCCCUGGGAGAAGCUCCGAAGCCCCUGGCAGCCAUCGCCAAAGAGCACGGUGGAGACGCCGGCAACAUCCAAACUGAAUCCGAGUCUUCAUCCGCCAAGAGCAAAGAUACCAACACUAGUGAGGCUAAAGAAGAGGACCACGAAAGCAAAGGAACCGGUGAACAAUAUGUCAAGACCACGGGGCUUGCCGCAGACGGAGGAGACUUUGACGCAACAAAGCCAGGGGCUGGAAGAGAAGCCGAUCGCCUAAUGGAGGCAAAGGGAGUCGACCGCGAAGGCGGCGCUGAGCAACCGAAGCCCGACUCAUCCUCUUCCGGAAGCGGAGGUAAAGAUGGAAAGCCGAGUCUCAAAGAGCGGAUCAAGGACAAGUUGCAUAUUCACAAGUCUUGA
Messenger RNA from Pochonia chlamydosporia 170, 702 nucleotides. Its product is annotated as glycine-rich cell wall structural protein 1. The transcript is spliced from 3 exons. The record is from RefSeq and is a predicted model, not a curated record. Lineage: Eukaryota; Fungi; Ascomycota; Sordariomycetes; Hypocreales; Clavicipitaceae. Bases 1 to 702 code for a protein of 233 amino acids.